AUGGCGGCGCCGAGAGAGCGCAGCAACUACUUUGUGAGAGAAAUUGAGAAAAACGACGGGUCCCUUUUAUCAGUGAGCCAAUGUUUCGUGGGAGACGUUGGCUGCGUGGUGUGGGAUGCGGCCAUUGUUCUCGCUAAAUAUUUAGAGACGAAACAAUUUUACGAUCCGUCCUCUGGAGUUAAUUUAUGGGCUGGUCGAAGAGUGGUGGAGUUAGGAGCUGGGACGGGGGUCGUUGGUUUGAUGGCAGCAACGCUGGGUGCUCAUGUGAAUGUAACAGACUUGGAGGAUCUACAGACCCUCCUGAAAGUGAACAUUCAAGACAAUCAGACUCUCAUCAGUUGUGGAUCCAUAACUGCCAAGGUACUGAAAUGGGGUGAAGAUGUAUCUGGUUUCCUUCCACCUCCAAACUAUAUACUGAUGGCAGAUUGCAUUUAUUAUGAGCAGUCGAUUAUUCCACUGGUGAAGACCUUGAAGUUGCUCAGUGGACCAGAGACUUGCAUCAUUUGUUGCUACGAGCAACGCACGGAGGGUAUCAACCCCAAAGUAGAAAAUCAGUUUUUUGAGUUGCUGCAACAAAGCUUCACUUGUGAAGAGAUCCCUUCAAGCAAACAAGACUGCAAGUUUAGCAGUCCAGACAUCCACAUUCUGCAUGUUAGGAAAAAAGUAGGUUUGUAA
Nerophis lumbriciformis (worm pipefish) is the source of this 675-nucleotide messenger RNA. The record is from RefSeq and is a predicted model, not a curated record. Lineage: Eukaryota; Metazoa; Chordata; Actinopteri; Syngnathiformes; Syngnathidae.